This is a messenger RNA of Paramuricea clavata, 9591 nucleotides long. The record is from the annotation of a GenBank genome assembly. Lineage: Eukaryota; Metazoa; Cnidaria; Anthozoa; Malacalcyonacea; Plexauridae.
AAAAUGAGGCGGAGCCACAUAGAGUUGGCUAUCUUGAGAAAAAUGCUAAUUCUGUUUGUCUGCAACCGAAGUGGCCUGAAGCAUUUUUGGCUAGAAGUCAUAUUUUGUAUGAAAAGGUAGCUAUACAUCCUACAAACAUUUUCAUAUAUUAUUGUAUACCAUAUACCAAUUGUGACUAGACAUAUUUGUAGACAAAUGAGUCUGGUGACUAUUUAUAUAUCUGUUACUUACGAAAAGAUGAUCUCUACUAGGAAAUGUGAAUAAAAUGUUUAUGGUCAGUCAUAUUUUUGACAGGUCGGUCGGAAACUUGAAACCAACGAUUAUUUUUAUUUGGCCCUAUACAGUCACUUGCAGUCAGGGGCGGCACUAGCCCUAUUUUAUUUGGGAUGUGUAAUUGAAAUUUUACCGAGUCAUUUCCCCUUGGUAUAGAAAAAACGUUUCUUGGUCACCAAAUAUUCUCCCAAUUGUUGGUGGGGGGAGGAGGUAAAAAAUGUUUCCCUUCUUUCUUCGUUUUCAAUACCCGUACCACUUCUCAAAUUUUCUUCUUGAUUUUUCUUAAAUUUGCCCAAUUUUAGGUGAAAUUUUCACAUUUCAGAAGAUUUACUCAAAUAUUUUAAAUCCAUUCCGUCCUAUCCAAUUCAUGUUUUGCCGACUGGGAAAUCAAUUUGCCAAUAGACCCUUAACACAGACGUCACAAAUCCAUAGAGUGUCCUCCAGAUGCUCCCUAACAAUAUCUGUUCGGGUACAACAACCACAUACAGCGCAAAAAUUAACCAUUUUAAUACAAAAUUAUUAUAAACUUUUACAAAAUUUGCUUUGUUUACCAUAGUUAUAUUAUGAAUAGAUUGCUAAUUUGUCCUCCAGAUGCAUUGCCACUGGCGCUGUGACGUCAUGUGCAAGGGGUCUAUAGUGAGAAAACAAUUUGCCGACUAAUUGCUGAAGAAAUAUUGUCGACUGGCGCCCCUGGCUGCAGUGUAAAGCCGGGAUAUACAGCUACGUGAAAAGUAGGGGUGCACCGGAACUCGGUUCCGGCCGGUUAGUUCCGGCCGGAACCCCGAUUUUUUAGAGUUCCGGUUCCGGCCGGAACUAAUAAAAAGCAUGGACGCGGAACCGGAACUCUGUCGUUUUCAGAGAGAUAGAAUAUCAAACGUUUUUGUGUCUAACAAAAGGUCACAGUAGGAAGAAAUUUGGACUACGCAAGGGAAAUGUACACCAUUAACACUUCAUUAUGACGUUUAACGUUUGUCAAUCUUUUUAUUCUAACAUUUGCGAGCUCUCUCCUUGAUGACUUGAAGUGUCUGCCUGUCUGGCAGCGGCCAAAGUAACAUAUGACUAUAUAUGGCUUAAUAAAUUAGUUUCGGUUCCGGCCGGAACUUUUUUCCAGUUCCGGUCGGAUCCGGUUCCGGCACGAACUUAGAAAACUGGUUCCGGUGCACCCCUAGUGAAAAGUAUAACUGGACACUGGUCACAUAGCCUAUAGGACUAGGAGAAAUAAACAGCUCAACAAAUGAACGUCAUGGCUUGAAAUAACAACAGCCGAUCAACGAUCGGCAAGAAAUUACUUAUGAUCGGUGGCCAAAGCAGGGUUUCCAACCUGAAAAAAAAGCAGGGAAAGUCAUGACUUCUGAUCAUGAUCGGGAACCUUGAGAACGUUAUUUCAAGCCCUGGAACUCUGUAUCUCUAAGGGACCGAUCAUAAAGUAACUGCUAGGGUGGGCUGGAGUGAUUUGGGUUGGGCCAUGGAAAAUCUUUGGGCAGUUUCGAUGGGCCGCCAAUUUUUUUGUGUGUCUACGGUUGGGCCACCAAACAAAAACCCAUGCAUCUCUACUUCAAAAAAUAAAGAUAUUAAUAAUAAAAGUAAGCAAAACUAUCCAAAUUAUCAAAUGCAAAUGAUGCUAUUGAAGCCAGUACUUUGUUUAUACAACAACAAGUGGUCGAAUCACAGCAAAUACAACCAACUGGAGAGUAGCUCAGUAUCAAUGUGUUGGUCAAGCUUGGUGGAAUUAUGUAUGUCAAUACAGUGCCGUGUAUAUUUACAAUGUUCAUACCUGCAGGGUUUUUUUAUUAUAAAAGUGUAUUUUCCCAAUUUAGAUUGGGUGGGUUAUGAAUUUUUUUUGUAAGAUUAGAUGGGCUUUGAAAUUUUUAUCUACAUCCUAAGAUGGGUCACCGAACUUAUUGGCAAAAUUAAUUUUGUGAUUUACCUCCAGCCCACCCUAGCAGUUACUUUAUGACCAGUCCCUAAUUAGAGCACUAGCUGAACCGAAAUUGCAAAGCCGCAGGUUUGAUUCCUGCCAGAGGGCCUAUAUAUAAUUGCAUUUUUUGCAACGGUUAGGUCUAUUUAACAAUUAUACCAUCAGCUCGAGUCGUAUAUGAGCUGAUAGCCGACGAGGUGCGUAGCACCGAGUCGGCUAUCAGCCAUAUACGACGAGAGCGAAUGGUAUAAUUGUUUUAUGAUAUAGUCUAAUAGCCAUUAACUGAAGCAAUAAUUAAUUAUCCUCUGUUACAAUGUCUUGACAAUUUGUUUGGCCAAAAACCGCUUGGCCUUGAAAAUUUGAAUUUAUUUAAUACUUUUGUUUUAUACAACUCGAAGACGAAGUGAAAGAAAUUGUUUUAGAACCGCGGUAUAUCUCACAGAAAAGCUCAGAUAUAUUUGUACAGAUGUUUGGUAGUAUAGUAAGUGCUUGCAUGUUGACUACAAAUUCAUUUGUCUUUCGUUGCAAACUUUUCUGAACAAUUUAUAUCUUCAAUGAACAUGUUUUUUUCGCUGUUGUUUUGGUAUUAAUUCUUUGAAAAACUUGUAUUUAAACUAAUUUCUAUGUAAUAAAUGUAUUUUGCUAACCUGUCAAAUUUUUUUGAGAGUUUUUCCUUGUACUAUUAUCUUUUUCAAAGCGGUUAUUUUCCUUUGUGCUUCGCAAAAGUCAUGUAGUUUUUGGACCGCCAUCUUGUUUUUCGCUACUCGCCGUAUAUGAGCUGAUAUACGGCGAGUAAUUCAACCAAUCAGAUUGCAGAACAGCUCAUAUAAACGUUAUUCAUUAAUGGAAGAUUACUUUAAUAUAGGAUCGAAUGGCCUGCCUUCUUCUCACACCUGACAAUGUUGUUAAGAAUGAUUUUCAUGAAGUAUCAACAAAAUUGCCUCCAGAAAAGUUAGAGCUUCUUGAGAGAAGGCAGCUUGUUGUUCAGUUAUCAAAUGACAUUCCACCGUUUUUUAAACGGGACAAAGUGAUUUCCCCGGAACCACCUACGAAGAUAAAUGGAAACAAAGUAGUCUCCCAUGAACGGCCCGCGAAGAAACCUAACACCACAGAACCAAAAGGGUAAUUUGUCAAGUUUUGCUGCUACUUUACUGUCUUGCUGUGCAGAGAAGUGGGCGGGGAGGGGUGAUAGAUACUAUAAAACCCGCAUAUAAGAACGUUAAGAUUUUUCCAAGUUAGCCCAAACAGGUUCUUAUAGUCUUUCGUCAUGUAAGUCGGCAAUGUUUAAGUAUUAUAUUUCCUCUUUGUACUCAUGUUACGAUGUUGAGGAUCCUCGUAGUUAUAAAACUAUAUGUCCUAAGUGUAAUUCUGUUCGUAGCCUCACAGCGUCAGGCUAAUUUAGCGUCACUAGUAAUUUAGCGUUAGUAUAGUAAUUUGGCGUUAAUAGUAAUUUAGCGUUAAUAGUAAUUUAGCGUUUGUAGUAAUUAUGUGUUUGUAGUAAUUUAGCGUUAAUAGUAAUUUAGCGUUAGUAGUAAUUCAGCGUUACUAGUAAUUUAGUAUCUCUGCGAACAGGCUCUCAAGCUGAAUUGAGAGCCUGCAUCGAUGACUAAUGAAUUUGAAUAUCUGCCCCGUAACGUUCGUUUUUCCAAAUAUGGAAUGUCUAUCCUUAUAUGGUGUUGUUUACAACUUUCGUGCAAACUAAAUUUAGACCGUGCAAACUAAAUUUAGACCGUGCAAACUAAAUUUAGACCGUACAGUUUAUACUGUUUUUCGAAAUAUAAGAUAUUCAAGCAAAAGUUCAAAUGUUUUAAAUACUGUUUUCUCAAAACAGAACAUUUCGUGCUUUGAGAUAAGAUGGCCAAGACCAAUUUGAUCAGUUAAUGUGUUUUUUAUGCAUAGUGCUUGCAGUUGACAUAUAUAGAGCUCAGCGGAAACAUAUAAAUUUUAGCAUCUGACCAAUGAGAAUUUAGCGUCACGAUUUGAGACGCAGAGAUUCAAAUUCAUUAGUCAUCGAUGCAGGCUCUCAAUUCAGCUUGAGAGCCUGUUCGCAGGCUAGUAAUUUAGCGUUACUAGUAAUUUAGCGUUAGUAGUAAUUUAGCGUUAGCAUAGUAAUUUAGCGUUUGUAGUAAUUUAGCGUUAAUAGUAAUUCAGCGUUGGUAGUAAUCUAGCGUUGGUAGUAAUCUAGCGUUACUAGUAAUUUAGCGUUACUAGUAAUUUAGCGUUACUAGUAAUUUAGCGUUACUAGUAAUUUAGCGUUAAUAGUAAUUUAGCGUUAGUAAUAAUUAGUAACUCUCUGUAAAUGUAAGUAAUUAUUGUUGUUAGUCUGUCACCAAGUGCCUCGGCGUCAUUUUCAUUUUCAGGUGUACAUUUUGUGCUGUAUGUAGGAGCUGUUAUAGUACUGUUCUUUGUUGUUUAAUAUGUGUAUUGUUGUAAUUUAUUUAUUCGGGCCCGCAGUAAUUGGCAAUUACGGUACGCUGUUGCUGUUCCCUGCCACUGUAAUAUGUACAAAGCGAAUUAAAUAAAUAAAUAAAUUAUGUAAAUGCUGCUUACCAUGCACGCUCCUGCAUGGAAAGCAGCAUGUCGAAAAUGAGCUAAUUAAGGUUCUUAAAUAGGUUCUUAUUUUCUUGAGAAAAAAGAGACUCAUUUUUGGGAGAUACAGUAUGGUAUAUAAUUUAUCUAAAUUAUGCACAAAUUAUCUAAAAAAUGACAGACGUAUAUGCACUAUAAUACCAAGCCUAUACGCCCUCUAUAAAGCUACGCUGAAUGUAACGACUUAAUUUUGACUCUAUUUAGUCAAACAAGAAAUUGUGGCCUAAACACGUGCUUAUUUAAAGGGGGGGAUCUGAAUUAACAAAAUUUAGCCUAACCAGGUUCUUAAAUUCUAGGUUCUUAUAUGGUUUUUACUGUAUAUAAUUAGGGGCCAUAGACAAAAUACAGUAGAUUACGGUUAAGGAAUAAGCGGGUAUUGAGGUGCUUAGGCCUGGAAUUUACAUAUUUACUGUACACAAUUUAGCCUUUCUCUAGGGGCAAUUAGCUUAGAAACACGUAAAAUACUAUUAUUGUAAGGGUAGUUAGGAUUGAUUUUUGACUCCCUUCUACUACUAUCUGAAAUUACGGGGGGUUAGUACUUAUAUAGCGUCAAUUGUGGUCGUCAAUUGUUGGUUUAAAUGAUGGAUGUUCUCGUGAGUAAAACAUGCUCUGAAAGGGCUCUACGUAUAUCUAAGUCUCGCACGGCUCUGCCGCAAUUUUAUUCCGAAUCUGUUUCAGUUUUCUGCAUUUAAUAUUUUGAUGUUGACCAUCUUGUUCUCUGUUUUCUAUUCUUUUUAAACCGUAGAGGGUUGCCAAAAAAGAAAAGAAAAUCUGCAGAUGACAACAACAACAACCAUUUUGUCCAAACAACGCUGGCAAGCUCUUUUCUCAAAUCGUCAACAAAGAAGAAAGAAGCUCAAGUUAAACCUGAUUCACCUCCCACACGUGGCUGUGAAAUAGACAAUGAAGCAAAGCCUGAAUGUUGUGAGUUGAUGAUUUUUGUGUUAUGCUGGGUGGCCUCCGGAAUGACAGUUUAAAUACAGGGUGUAUCAAAACACACUGAACAGUUCGGAAAUGUCCGCUAAACCGAAAAAGUAUUAAGUAUCUUCACCACCAAGAUUAUUUUGAAAAGUCAAUUUUCAAGUGCAGGAGGGUCCUUUAAUUGUGUUUUUCUAUUCCAGGGCCGUCAGGCCGUUGGGGGCAUUCACUGUGUUUGGUGAAUAACAACGAAUAUGUUCUUAUUGGUGGUCAAGGUGGAGAUUAUCAAAUGGUCAAGGACUCAAUCUAUUUAUUACAUGGUGGUACGAUCUAACACUUCCUUACUAUACAACACAACCUCGCCUUGUAUAAGUGUAUUAUAUACUCAAUGUCUGCUCCUGAGUGAAAUAGUUAAUUUUGUUAUGCUCUGCCAACUGAGCUACGAGGUCAAGUCGGUUCGAGUUUGUGAAAUUUCUGGUUCGAGUUGGUGAGUCUAGUUCCUUCGAUAUCAAUGUAUUAUAAGAUAUGACAUUUUUGUGUGUGUUGGUGUUAUGUAGUCUGGUCAGUAUGAUGUUUGUGAUGUUACUCUUAGUCUGAGUGUGCAUCCACACCGGGCAAGCUGAAAAGUCUGCCUGACCACGGUGGGAAUCCAAUGACCAAUCCGUGACCUUUGGGAUACUAGUAAAAAAAAGAAGUCAUAUCUUAGAAUACAUUGAUAUCGAAGGAACUAGACUAAGUUCCGAAAUAUCACCAACUCGAACCGACUUGACCUCGUAGCUCAGUUGCCAGAGCAUUGGACUAGUAUCCCAAUGGUCGCGGGUUCGAUUCCCACCAUGGUCAUGCAGAUUUUUCAGCUUGUCCGGUGUGGAUGCACACUCAGAGUAACAUCACAAACAUCAUAUUCACCUGAAUACAUAACACCAACACACACAAAAGAUGUCAUAUCUUAGAAUACAUUGAUAUCGAAGGAACUAGACUAAGUUCCGAAAUAUCACCAACUCGAACUUGACCUCGUAGCUCAGUUGCCAGAGCAUUGGACUAGUUUCCCAAUGGUCGCGGGUUCGAUUCCCACCAUGGUCAGGUAGAUUUUUCAGCUUGUCCGGUGUGGAUGCACACUCAGAGUAACAUCACAAACAUAUUCACCUGAAUACAUAACACCAACACACACAAAAGAUGUCAUAUCUUAGAAUACAUUGAUAUCGAAGGAACUAGACUCGGUUCCGAAAUAUCACCAACUCGAACCGACUUGACCUCCGUAACUAGACGCGAUAAAUCAGUAGGGCAGAUCACGAAUAUAUGAAUAUGCAAACCCCCCCAAUUAUCGUGUCUAGUUACGGCCCUGCUCGUAGCUCAAGUUGGCAUAGCAUUGCAGGUCUAGUAUCCCAAGGGUCGCGGGUUCGAUUCCCACCGUGGUCAUGCAGACUUUUCAGCAUGUCUGGUGUGGAUGUGCUCAGAGUAACACCACAAACAUCAUAUUCACCUGAGUACAUAACACCAACAUACAAACUAUAACUAUUUACCGAGAGAACAGACAUUUAAUGUUUUUUUAUAUAGCGACGAGAAAUAAUCUACAAUAUUCACAUAAAACAAUUGUAUUUCAUGACGAAAACUCUAUAGUGUAAACGAGUUUAAAAUUAAAAGAACCUUCAGCAGCAUAUUCUGUUACCUGUUGUGUAUAUUUCUUCUCUUAUACAUCUCUUUAUUUUAACACAAACUUGGAAAAUUAUUUUUAACAAAGUAAAAAUUUGUAUAAAUUUUGGGCGUGACAAUUUUCGCAUGUUCAUAAGUUCAUUGUACGUUUUUUUAUUAUUGACACGGUUUCCAAUAUACUAUAGUUUCGAUUUCGAUAAUACAAAAAUGUUUAUCUGGGGCCGAGUCUGGGGCCAGCUGUAUCAAGCCCGUUUAGCUUAAACGAUGGUUAAGCUCAAAACAGAAAGUAACUAAGCAAGUCAUCGAUUUAUUCAACAAUCAAGCUAAACGUUUCAGUAGUGGCCGUGUAAAAAACGCGGCCGUACAUAUUAGAUAUAAUUCGUUUUAUCAAUUCAUUAGAAUGAUCAUUUUAUAUGAUAACCCGUUUAUACUGACCUUGCAAAUAAAUAUCUAAUGAAAUACAAAAUGUCAAACACAAAAACACUGGUGGUCAUCGAGGUUUAUGACGAUUACGGCUGAUUUGUAAUUUAUCCGUUCUUCUUAUAAUCGUUGUUUACAAUAAAUUGCAAAAAUAAUGCCCAAAAUUCCAAAUGCACGCAGUCAGAAGUGAUGUGAAAUCUACAAGAAAUCUCGUGAAUACAAAAUUACUUAUGUUAAACAAAUAACUCUGAAAGUCCAGAUGUCGCCUUCCCCCCCUAAACACAUGAUAAGUCAAUGCGGCCAUCUACUUCCGGCUGGUCGAAAUUGACCAGCCGGAAGUAUGUCUGCUGCCAGAUGUUACAAGUCUCUCUUUCCUCCUCUCCCCCCUCGGCGGUACGUCAUGUAACGUACAAUAUAGAUGUACAAUAUAUAGAUGUCCACAAAGAGAGACUUGGAGCAAGUCUAGAAGCCACGUGACCACAAAUCAGCAAAUAUGGUUAUUACCAAAACCACGAAUAUGUCCCUUCACUCGAAAAAACGUGUCAUGUUUUCGUAUCAAAACAUUCAGGAAUGCGACUACAGCCCAUAUAGAGAAAUUUGGCUAACAUUGUUUGCAGUAUAUCGUUGCUACUUAAAGCGAGGUGAAUUAAUUUUGAUCCAGUCCAAUGACUGAAAUAAUUAUGAUCCAGUCCCAGCACUGGACCAAUAUUCUUCACCAGGUAUCCAGUGUUACCAUGUGAGCAAAGUAAAGCAAUAUGGUUGGCUAAUUUUCUUAUGAAUUAUUAAUGAGCUUGAGAUGUUAUAUUAGGCGUAAAAAAAAUUACCUGUGAUUCCGGUUCCCGACCGACCCUAUUUUUUUCUGCCGACCCUAUUAUUUUUUCAACGCGAUUGACCGUGCGACCCUAUUUUCUCCAGGUGGUUGCACACUGCUCAUACAGCGUGCCAAAAUGGCGUCUGUUGUCACAUUAAUUAUUGAACCAAAUUGCCUAAAUUCGUCCAUAGGAAAUACGCAUCUCUAGUUAAUAUUGAUGUCGGGACUCUACUGCAAAUCGCCCAGCAAAAAAAACCGCCAAAACCAUGAAAAAAAAUAUUCAAAAAAGAAAUUUAUUUCCGACCUGCCGACCCUAAUUUUUUCACGCUAUGAAACCGGAACCACAGGUAUUUUUUUACGCCUUACAGUGUAGUUGCACGAUGGUCAUUUGGUUUCAAUAAAUUCUUAAAAGCUAAGAGUAGAUUGACUCGUCUAGUUUAGCAUCAAUCGGAAGACUAUUCCAGAGUUCAGCCCCGGUGUACUUGAAACUUUGUUUAAGAAAUUCUCUUCUCGGUUCUCGUCUCACUGAUGUGGAUAAUUCUGAAGCUUGGUUACCUUUGUUCUAUUCUAUGCUUCUGUUUACUAGAACAAUAGUAACUAGCCAUGUGAGUUAUCUAAAAUAUAAACAAAUGUUAGCCAAAAUUUAUUUAUUCCUACGGUGGAGAGAUUGAAACAUAAUUUUCCAUUUAAUGGUAACUUAAUUACAUACACACAAAAACAUCUAUGAAAGGGUGAAAAUUCGUCACGAAACUGUAAAAAACUCCAGAAUUUUGUUACGUUUUAACGCAUUUUUGGCUACCAUAUUCAUGAAAGACGUUAUAUAUUUCUAGAUUCCAAUACUUGGGAAGCUCUGUCAGGCGAGCGUUGGGGUGUAGAUCGUCGUAUGGGUCAUAGUGCGACAUAUGAUCCAGUGCAGAACGUUAUUUAUGUUUAUGGAGGAUCCAAGAACAAACGAUGGUUUAGAGAUGUUCAUGUUUUGGAUCUGAAAACGUUGAAAUGGGAGGACAUUAAG